This is a messenger RNA of Saccharomyces cerevisiae S288C, 1287 nucleotides long. It is a transcript of the gene DDI1, whose product is annotated as Ddi1p. The record is from RefSeq and is marked reviewed. The transcript has a single exon. The coding region runs from base 1 to 1287 and encodes 428 amino acids. Gene Ontology annotation, cellular component: cytoplasm; plasma membrane. Gene Ontology annotation, molecular function: aspartic-type endopeptidase activity. Gene Ontology annotation, biological process: proteolysis. Lineage: Eukaryota; Fungi; Ascomycota; Saccharomycetes; Saccharomycetales; Saccharomycetaceae.
AUGGAUUUAACAAUUUCAAACGAACUUACUGGCGAGAUAUACGGCCCAAUUGAAGUCAGUGAAGAUAUGGCUUUAACUGAUCUAAUAGCAUUACUGCAGGCCGAUUGCGGGUUUGACAAAACAAAACACGACUUAUAUUACAAUAUGGACAUUCUAGACUCAAACAGAACUCAGUCUUUAAAAGAACUAGGGCUCAAAACCGAUGACUUAUUAUUGAUUAGGGGUAAGAUUUCCAAUUCCAUUCAAACAGAUGCUGCUACUUUGUCCGACGAAGCGUUCAUAGAGCAAUUUAGACAAGAGCUACUUAAUAAUCAAAUGCUUAGAUCACAACUCAUUUUGCAAAUCCCUGGAUUGAAUGAUUUAGUAAAUGACCCACUGUUGUUUAGGGAAAGAUUGGGCCCGCUCAUAUUACAAAGACGUUAUGGUGGCUAUAACACCGCCAUGAAUCCUUUUGGCAUCCCCCAAGAUGAAUAUACUAGACUAAUGGCCAACCCCGAUGAUCCUGACAACAAGAAGAGGAUUGCAGAGCUUUUAGACCAACAAGCUAUCGAUGAACAGUUGCGCAAUGCUAUCGAAUAUACACCUGAAAUGUUUACCCAGGUCCCUAUGCUUUACAUUAAUAUCGAAAUAAAUAACUACCCCGUAAAGGCAUUUGUAGAUACAGGGGCUCAAACAACGAUUAUGUCCACCAGGUUAGCGAAGAAAACUGGCCUGUCGAGAAUGAUUGACAAGAGAUUUAUUGGAGAAGCUCGUGGCGUAGGAACCGGCAAAAUUAUUGGGAGAAUUCACCAAGCCCAAGUCAAAAUAGAAACACAAUAUAUUCCAUGCAGUUUUACCGUCUUAGAUACUGACAUCGAUGUUUUGAUAGGACUAGACAUGCUGAAAAGGCAUUUGGCUUGUGUGGACUUAAAGGAAAACGUUCUUAGGAUAGCAGAAGUGGAGACAAGCUUUUUGAGUGAAGCGGAAAUCCCAAAAAGUUUUCAAGAAGGACUUCCAGCACCAACGUCAGUUACAACUUCGUCUGAUAAGCCCCUAACACCCACCAAGACUAGUUCAACUCUACCACCACAACCGGGGGCUGUUCCUGCGCUUGCUCCAAGGACUGGUAUGGGGCCAACACCUACGGGAAGAAGUACAGCCGGUGCUACAACGGCAACCGGGAGAACGUUUCCCGAACAAACGAUUAAACAGCUUAUGGAUCUAGGUUUCCCUAGGGAUGCUGUGGUAAAGGCUCUUAAACAGACUAACGGAAAUGCAGAAUUUGCUGCAUCCCUCCUUUUCCAAUGA